This is a messenger RNA of Chenopodium quinoa (quinoa), 2243 nucleotides long. Its product is annotated as importin subunit alpha-4-like. The record is from RefSeq and is a predicted model, not a curated record. Gene Ontology annotation, cellular component: nucleus; cytoplasm. The coding region runs from base 181 to 1788 and encodes 535 amino acids. Lineage: Eukaryota; Viridiplantae; Streptophyta; Magnoliopsida; Caryophyllales; Amaranthaceae. Gene Ontology annotation, biological process: NLS-bearing protein import into nucleus. Gene Ontology annotation, molecular function: protein binding; nuclear import signal receptor activity. The transcript has 10 exons.
AAUCCAACUCACUCUCCUCCCACUUCCCCCCAUUCACAACCUCUCCUCUUCUCCCGUCUCCCCCAUUUCCCUCAAUUUUCUCUCUCCUACCUUCUUUCUUCUGCAACUCCUCUUUCCGGCAUUUCGUCGAACACCUUCCAAUCAAUUGCCCAGAAAUUCAUCUCAUCAACAACUUCAACAAUGUCGCUUCGACCCAAUUCCAGAACCGAGGUCAGGAAGAAGUCUUACAAACUUGGCGUCGAUGCUGACGAAGCUCGCCGUCGUAGGGAGGACAAUUUGGUUGAGAUCAGGAAAAAUAAGAGAGAAGAUAAUCUUUUGAAGAAGAGGAGAGAGGGUAUGGUUCUUCAAUCUCACCCUCAACCCCUCAAUCACGAUGCUUCUCAGAAUAUCGAGAAGAAGCAGUUGGAAAGCAUCCCUAUAAUGGUGCAAGGAGUGGCGUCUGCUGAUGCUAAUAUUCAAUUAGAGGCAACCACUCAAUUCAGGAAGCUUUUGUCUAUUGAACGCUGUCCUCCAAUUGAUGAAGUCAUUAAAGCUGGUGUUGUCCCGAAAUUUGUGGAAUUUCUUGACAGGCAUGAUCUUCCUCAACUUCAGUUUGAGGCUGCUUGGGCUCUGACCAAUGUGGCAUCUGGGACUUCAGAGCACACAAGAGUUGUGAUUGACCAUGGUGCUGUCCCAAAGUUUGUUCAACUUUUAGCGUCUGCUAGUGAUGAUGUCAGGGAACAGGCUGUAUGGGCUUUGGGAAAUGUUGCUGGUGAUUCUCCAAGCUGUAGGGAUCUCGUACUGAGUCAUGGUGCACUAGUGCCAUUGUUAUCUCAACUGAACGAAAACUCCAAACUGUCAAUGCUAAGGAAUGCUACUUGGACAUUGUCCAACUUUUGUCGUGGCAAACCACCUGCACCCUUUGAACAGGUCAAACCUGCGUUACCUGUUCUUAAACACCUUAUUCAUUUAAAUGAUGAAGAAGUUUUAACAGAUGCCUGCUGGGCCCUUUCUUAUUUGUCUGAUGGCCCUAACGACAAAAUUCAGGCUGUCAUUGAAGCUGGAGUAUGCAAUCGGCUCAUGCAGCUCCUUCUUCAUCCUUCACCGACAGUUCUUAUUCCUGCUCUUCGGACAGUAGGGAAUAUUGUCACUGGAGAUGAUAACCAGACCCAGUUUGUGUUAGACAAUCAAGUUCUUCCUUGUCUUCACCAACUUCUCACUCAAAAUCACAAAAAGAGCAUCAAGAAGGAAGCAUGUUGGACAAUAUCAAACAUAACUGCUGGAAAUAAGGCUCAAAUUCAGGCCGUUAUUGAAGCUGGUCUUGUGCAACCUCUAGUGCAAUUGCUCCAGAAUGCGGAAUUUGACAUUAAAAAGGAGGCUGCAUGGGCAAUCUCAAAUGCCACAUCUGGGGGAUCUCCUGAUCAGAUACGAUUUUUGGUCACUCAAGGUUGUAUCAAACCACUUUGUGAUCUUCUUAUAUGCCCUGAUCCUCGAAUUGUCACGGUUUGCCUUGAGGGGCUAGAGAACAUACUCAAGGUAGGAGAAGCUGACAAAGAAAUGGGAAUGAAUGGCGGAGUAAAUAUCUAUGCUCAAAUGAUUGAUGAAUGUGAAGGAUUGGACAAGAUUGAGAACUUGCAGACUCAUGAUAAUAACGACAUAUAUGAGAAGGCAGUGAAAGUCUUGGAAAAAUACUGGGCUGAGGAAGAAGAGGAACAGAAUGUUCAAGAUGGUGCAGUUAUGAAUCAGCAGGGCUUCAACUUUGGUGCUACCCAACCCAAUAUUCCAGCUGGCGGUUUCAAGUUUGUUUGAAGUGGAGCUCUUGGUGGUUGUAGUCUCUGUGUCUGUUAGGCCUCUUCCCUGCACCCCAACCCCCCGGACCGAAUUUUGGAAGCUGUCUUUGCUAUUUUAGCCCCCCUUGGAGCCAGUGUUUUGGUCUUGCUCUUAGGGCUCAUUGUUUUAUUAUGAACUAUGGGUCUAUUUUGUAUUGUUUCUGCCUCUCACAGGAAAAUUUAUGUUAUACUUGGAAUUUGUAUUUAGUUGCACAAGUGUAGUCAAAAGUUUCUUGCCGUUGGCACCUUGAAUUCAUUAAAAAAUAUAAGUUUCAGGUUGGUCAUCGGGCUGAGUAAGGAGAAUGUUCUUGCUGUUUUGCUUAUGCAUAAUUACUACUAUAUGGGUGUAUUGUUCCCUUUAUUUUUAUAAUCUUUUGGUAUUAGUAAAGCUGUAAAGAUUGAACUCCAUGUCUAGUUAUUUUUUUUCAACUUGUA